Molecule: messenger RNA, 1547 nt
Organism: Propithecus coquereli (Coquerel's sifaka)
Lineage: Eukaryota; Metazoa; Chordata; Mammalia; Primates; Indriidae
Gene: HSF4
Product: heat shock transcription factor 4
Exons: 13
Coding region: 1-1386 (461 amino acids)
Biological process (GO): regulation of DNA-templated transcription
Molecular function (GO): sequence-specific DNA binding; DNA-binding transcription factor activity
Source: RefSeq, a predicted model, not a curated record
AUGCAGGAAGCGCCAGGCGCGCUGCCCACGGAGCCAGGCCCCAGCCCCGUGCCUGCCUUCCUCGGCAAGCUAUGGGCGCUGGUGGGCGACCCAGGCACCGACCACCUGAUCCGCUGGAGCCCGAGCGGGACCAGUUUCCUCGUAAGCGAUCAGAGCCGCUUCGCUAAGGAAGUGCUGCCCCAGUAUUUCAAGCACAGCAACAUGGCGAGCUUUGUGCGCCAACUCAACAUGUACGGUUUUCGGAAGGUGGUGAGCAUCGAGCAGGGCGGCCUGCUCAGGCCGGAGCGCGACCACGUCGAGUUCCAGCACCCGAGCUUCGUGCGCGGCCGCGAACAGCUCCUGGAGCGCGUGCGGCGCAAGGUGCCCGCGCUGCGGGGCGACGACAGCCGCUGGCGCCCGGAGGACCUGGGCCGGCUGCUGGGCGAGGUGCAGGCUUUGCGGGGCGUGCAGGAGAGCACCGAGGCGCGGCUGCGGGAGCUCAGGCAGCAGAAUGAGAUCUUGUGGCGGGAGGUAGUGACUCUGCGGCAGAGCCACGGUCAGCAGCACCGGAUCAUCGGCAAGCUGAUCCAGUGUCUCUUUGGGCCACUUCAGGCGGGGCCCAGCAGUGCCGGAGCCAAGAGGAAGCUGUCCCUGAUGCUGGAUGAAGGGAGUGCAUGCCCAGCACCUGCCAAAUUCAAUGCCUGCCCCCUACCUGGUGCCCUCCUGCAGGACCCCUACUUUAUCCAGUCGCCUUCUACUUACAGCCCCUCCCAGAGACGACCUUGGGCCUCAGCCCUCACAGGGCCAGGGGCCCCAUCAUCUCUGACAUCCCAGAAGACUCCCCAUCCCCUGAAGGGACCAGGCUUUCUCCCUCCAGUGGUGGCAGGAGCCCCCCCACCGCUGCCCGUGGCUGUGGUGCAGGCCAUCCUGGAAGGGAAAGGGAGCUUCAGCCCCGAGGGGCCCAGGAGUGCCCAACAGCCUGAGCCAAGGGACCCCAGGGAGAUAGCUGACAGGGGGCCUCUGGGCCUGGAGAGGGGGGACCGAAGCCCAGACAGUUUGCUGCCUCCACUGCUGCUUCGGCCCCCGCCAGACAGUGUGGAGCCUGCAGGGCCCCUGGAUGUGCUGGGCCCCAGCCUGCAAGGGCGAGAAUGGACCCUGAUGGACUUGGACAUGGAGCUGUCCCUGAUGCAGCCCUUGGUUCCCGAGAGGGGUGAGCCUGAGCUGGCAGUCAAGGGGUUAAAUUCUCCAGGCCCAGGGAAGGACCCCACGCUCGGGGCCCCACUCCUGCUGGAUGUCCAGGCUGCUUUGGGAGGUCCAGCCCUGGGCCUGCCUGGGGCUUUAACCAUUUACAGCGCCCCUGAGAGCCGGGCCUCCUACUUGGGCCCGCCGGCCAGUCCCUCCCCCUGAGACCGCAGGCCUCUGAAGCCAGCCCAGCAGAGGAACCAGUCCGCGGCGCACACUCUUCUUGGCUUCCUGGCGCCCCCUGGCGGGGGGUGAGCGAAGCCCCCACGACUCAAAAGCCUCUCUCCUUUACCCCGACGAGCCCUGCACAUAAACUGCAUUUUUUU